This is a messenger RNA of Staurois parvus, 304 nucleotides long. The record is from the annotation of a GenBank genome assembly. Lineage: Eukaryota; Metazoa; Chordata; Amphibia; Anura; Ranidae.
UUCAGUAACACAAGCGGUAACCCCGAGCUACACUCGGGCUUACCAUGCGGCGUUGCUCAGGGAGUCCCUGCAGCACUUACCUUGUCCUUCGCUCCCAUGAUGUGUCCCCUGCAGCGUCCCCGGCCAUCUCCUCCGGCUGAUGCCGGCAUCCAGCUUCUGUGUUCCGGUCCCUGUGACGUUGGGACGUACGGGCGCCGCUGGCGGCGGGAAAUUUGAAAAUUUAAAAAAAAAAUUCAUUUUUUUUCAAAAUUGUGUCCCGAGUGCUUUGUCCGGCGCCCUGCCUGCAUUUUUACUGUUCUUUCUG